GCCCGCGAACCUAGCCAUUCAGCCAGCCGCUGUCCCCGCUGCGCGCCCUAGCGCCUCUGCCCGAGAAGCCAGGCGCUGUUCCUGCACCGCAGAAGAUGGCAAAGGUGGCUAAGGACCUCAACCCAGGAGUUCAGAAGAUGUCCCUGGGCCAGCAGCAGUCAGCAAGAGGUGUGCCUUGUUUGAGAUGCAAGGGGACGUGUUCAGGCUUCGAGCCACAUCCAUGGAGGAAAAUAUGCAAGUCAUGCAAAUGCAGUCAUGAGGACCACUGCCUGAGCUCUGAGCUGGAAGAUGAUCGGAAAAUUGGCCGCUUGCUGAUGGACUCCAAGUACUCCACCCUCACAGCCCGAGUGAAAGGCGGGGACGGCAUCCGGAUUUACAAGAGGAAUCGGAUGAUCAUGACCAAUCCCAUUGCCACUGGGAAAGAUCCCACCUUUGACACCAUCACCUAUGAGUGGGCGCCCCCUGGAGUCACCCAGAAACUGGGCCUGCAGUACAUGGAGCUCAUCCCCAAAGAAAAGCAGCCAGUGACAGGCACCGAGGGCGCCUAUUACCGCCGUCGCCAGCUCAUGCACCAGCUCCCCAUCUACGACCAGGACCCCUCUCGCUGCCGUGGACUUCUGGAGAAUGAGUUGAAAGUAAUGGAAGAAUUCGUCAAGCAAUACAAGAGCGAGGCCCUCGGUGUGGGAGAGGUGGCCCUCCCUGGGCAGGGGGGCCUGCCCAAGGAGGAAGGGAAGCAGCAGGAAAAGCCAGGGGGCACAGAGACCACCGCUCCGACCACCAACGGCAGUAUCGGUGACCCAUCCAAAGAAUACGUCUGUGAGCUCUGCAAGGGAGUGGCCCCUGCGGACAGCCCUGUGGUCUACUCAGACAGGGCAGGCUACAGCAAGCAGUGGCACCCCACCUGCUUUGUGUGUGUCAAGUGCUCCGAGCCACUGGUGGACCUCAUCUACUUCUGGAAGGACGGUGCCCCCUGGUGUGGCCGCCAUUACUGCGAGAGCGUGCGGCCCCGGUGCUCUGGCUGCGAUGAGAUCAUAUUCUCGGAGGACUACCAGCGUGUGGAAGACCUGGCCUGGCACCGAAAGCACUUUGUCUGUGAGGGCUGUGAGCAGCAGCUGAGCGGCCGGGCGUACAUCAUCACCAAGGGCCAGCUUCUGUGCCCAACUUGUAGCAAGUCCAAACGGUCCUGAAGGGCUGCCCGUCCACAGCCAGAAUCCACAGGAUCCCAUCAAGGAGGAGAGCCAUGUGUGCUCACAUCAUCCUAAGGGUCUGAUGUGACAGCCAGCAAGCAAUGAAAACAGUGAUUUUUUCAGUGGGAAUAUAUAUAUAUAUAUACACACACACACAUAUUCUAGGUUGGGUGGUAGAUCCUUGAGGGUCAGUAGUUUCAAAGCCAGCAUGUUCUGAGAGGUCUUAGAUGGGGUUAUUUUGUUGUUGUUGUUGUUGUUUCUCACCUACCAACUACAGGCACAACUGGCAUCCUGCAAGGGGAUCUCUAGGAGCUUCCCAAAAUGCAGUUCGGAGUGAUCAGAUCAUGUAGCUGUAGGAUGUGCGUGCUUUCUCAUGAACAUGGGGGCUCCUCCAGGAGCUGGCUGAUAUUCCAACAAUCAUUUGUGGCCUUCUUUUCAAAUGGAAUUUGAGUUUUAAAUAAAAAACAUUUUUGGCAUGAUGAUCUUAUCAAUAAAAGUCUUACGAAGUCCA
Messenger RNA from Hyaena hyaena (striped hyena), 1698 nucleotides. It is a transcript of the gene LMCD1, whose product is annotated as LIM and cysteine rich domains 1. The record is from RefSeq and is a predicted model, not a curated record. The transcript has 6 exons. Bases 96 to 1187 code for a protein of 363 amino acids. Gene Ontology annotation, molecular function: zinc ion binding. NCBI's taxonomy places the organism in Eukaryota, Metazoa, Chordata, Mammalia, Carnivora, Hyaenidae.